Messenger RNA from Prunus avium (sweet cherry), 2003 nucleotides. RefSeq names its product DNA N(6)-methyladenine demethylase ALKBH1D-like. Gene Ontology annotation, cellular component: cytoplasm. Lineage: Eukaryota; Viridiplantae; Streptophyta; Magnoliopsida; Rosales; Rosaceae. Gene Ontology annotation, biological process: oxidative RNA demethylation. The record is from RefSeq and is a predicted model, not a curated record. Gene Ontology annotation, molecular function: ferrous iron binding; broad specificity oxidative DNA demethylase activity; oxidative RNA demethylase activity.
UAUUUGCAGCACAGCAAUAAGAAUCGGAUCCUACCCGAUUACACUAGAGUAAAGUAACCGCCAAACGACCGAACCAAGAAACAGAGCAUUGAAUUCGAAUCUCCCUCCCCGACGAUUCAUCACCGUCGUUCAAUCUUCUUCGUUUUAGAAUAUUAAUGGAUCGAGCAUGUGGCUCCUGCGCCGUUCGAUAUCGGGGCUGUUCCUUCUCCGCCAAGUACUUUCUCCACUGCCAGUGCCAGAGAAGAAGAUGACUUGUAGAAACGAUAGGCUUGCUGCGAGCUCUGGAGCACCAGCAUCACCCGCCACCCCAAGUGGAAAUUCUGUAAUUCCUUACGAUUCCGUGUCAAGCUGUGGGUCUUGGUCCAAUAUUUCUGCUGGUGUUAAGAGUGGAAAGCCCCAUAACAGAAACGAAAAUUGGCAGAUGAUAAUGGUCGGAAGUUUUGAGAUUUAUUACAAGAUUUCUUCUGUGUCAUCUGGUAUUAGAUUAAGGCAACUUGUUCCCAUGUCUGCAUCAGGUCCUACUGAUAAGGGAAUAUCAAAUACUGCUUAUAUUCAUUUCAAUAAAAGGAAAUAUCAAAUGGAUUCAAUAUCAAAGCUAGUUAAUAUGGAGGAUGCUGCUGCAAGUUCAAGUUCUGAGAAUGUAACUAAGUUUCCACAUGAGAGCCCUAUGUCUGAUUGCCGAAGCGAGAUGGAGAAAUAUUGUUUGCCUACGGAGUUUGGGAAUAAAAGAAAGCAUUUCAGUGCAGUAAAGCCUCAUUCUGAACCAAGAAAUAUGAAAUAUGGACAUGCUUCCAAGAAUUCAGAUUGUUCCGAGGGUUUUCGUUCUAAUGAACCUUUCGAUAUAUGCUUGUUUGGAAGCAGAAGUUAUGAACUUCAAGCUUCUUUGUAUGCAAGAAAUAUGGAAAACCAGAAUGAAGAAGAUCACAUGGUUGAAUUUACAAAUCCAGAAGCACUGAAUUCCACCAAUCUAAUACUGAGGCCGGGGAUGGUAUUAUUGAAACAUUUUGUCACCCACACUGAACAGGUUGAAAUUGUGAAAAAGUGCAGGCAGCUUGGUCUAGGUCCGGGGGGCUUUUAUCAGCCUGGUUACAAAGAUGGAGCAAAACUUCGUCUGCAGAUGAUGUGCCUUGGCCGCGACUGGGAUCCUGAGACGAGGAAAUAUGGCUCUAGACGAACAAUCGAUGGUACUCAGCCUCCUCGUAUUCCUCAUGAAUUUAGUUUGUUGGUUAAAAGAGCAAUUGAAGAGGCGCAUGCCCAUAUUAAAGAGGAACUCAGAGGUAGCAGUGUGGAAGAGAUACUCCCUUCAAUUUCUCCUGAUAUAUGCAUUGCCAACUUUUAUACAACCAGUGGACGACUUGGCCUCCAUCAGGAUCGCGAUGAAAGCAGAAAGUCUCUCGGAGAAGGAUUACCUGUGGUCUCCAUUUCUGUAGGUGAUUCAGCAGACUUCCUCUAUGGGGAUCAGAGAGACAUUGGAAAGGCAGAGAGUGUUGUUCUGAAAUCAGGAGAUGUGUUGAUAUUCGGAGGUCAUUCCAGACAUAUAUUUCAUGGUGUGACAUCCAUCAUACCAGACUCAGCUCCAGUGAAUUUGUUGGAAGAAACUAAGCUUCGUCCUGGCCGUCUUAACCUUACCUUCAGACAGUAUUAGAGACCGUUUGUUUUCUAUCCGUACACAUUGUUUAGUUUUCAUUAUCGAAAGAUCACAAUCCCAGUGGAUGGAGUAAUAUAUUUCUAAUAUUUCUAGCAGUUCAUGUCCACCACAAGCUUUCUAUAGAAUCUUUUAUUGAGCUAUGCUUAUAAUCAACCCUAAUCCAAUUGUCGACUUUGUUUAGGUACUCCAAAUGAACAAGUGUGGCCAGGUAUAAACAAACUCAUGAACUGGCCAUGAAUAACCCCAGUGGAGCCCUCAAAGUUUGUCCAAGGCUGUCCCCAAUUUGGAUGAGAUGGGGUUGGAUUUUUUGUUGGUAUGUCAGUUUGAUUUACUCAAAAUGGUUGUUUGGUGCUUU